Cyphellophora europaea CBS 101466 is the source of this 1350-nucleotide messenger RNA. RefSeq lists its product as uncharacterized. Lineage: Eukaryota; Fungi; Ascomycota; Eurotiomycetes; Chaetothyriales; Cyphellophoraceae. The coding region runs from base 1 to 1350 and encodes 449 amino acids. The transcript is spliced from 7 exons. Gene Ontology annotation, molecular function: protein serine/threonine phosphatase activity; cation binding. Gene Ontology annotation, biological process: protein dephosphorylation. The record is from RefSeq and is a predicted model, not a curated record.
AUGGGUCAGACCUUGUCAGAGCCUGUUGUAGAAAAGAUCUCCCACGAGGGUGCUGAUGACUGCGUCGUGUUCGGCCUAUCGGCCAUGCAGGGAUGGCGUAUAAGCAUGGAAGAUGCACAUGCAGCGAUCCUCGAUCUACAAACCGAGAAAGAGGGCAAGCAACAACAAGCCGCCCCACCCGACAAAAGACUGUCGUUCUUUGGUGUCUACGAUGGCCAUGGCGGAGAAAAGGUAGCCCAGUUCGCGGGCGAGAACAUCCAUAAGAUCGUGGCCAAGCAAGAAGCCUAUUCGAAAGGUGAUAUUGAACAGGCCUUGAAAGAUGGGUUUCUCGCUACAGACCGGGCUAUUCUCAAUGAUACGAGAUACGAGGACGAGGUUUCUGGUUGCACUGCAUCGGUUGGCAUAAUCUCUAAGGACAAGAUUUGGGUGGCGAAUGCUGGAGAUUCGAGAUCAGUGCUCGGUGUCAAAGGCCGGGCGAAGCCUCUGUCAUUCGACCACAAACCUCAGAAUGAAGGCGAGAAAGCUCGUAUUAGCGCCGCCGGUGGCUUCGUUGACUUCGGUCGAGUCAAUGGCAAUCUCGCUCUGUCGCGUGCCAUCGGCGACUUUGAAUUUAAGAAGAGUGCCGACCUUUCACCCGAGCAACAAAUUGUGACGGCCUUCCCCGAUGUGAUUUCGCACGAGGUCUCAGACGAUGAUGAGUUUCUCGUCAUUGCUUGUGAUGGAAUUUGGGAUUGCCAGUCCUCUCAAGCCGUCGUGGAGUUCGUCAGAAGAGGUAUUGCAGCGAAGCAGGACCUGCAAUCGAUCUGCGAGAAUAUGAUGGACAAUUGUCUGGCCUCAAACAGCGAGACCGGCGGUGUUGGCUGUGAUAACAUGACCAUGAUCGUGGUCGGUCUGCUGCACGGCCGUACCAAGGAAGAAUGGUACGAAUUAAUAGCCAAGCGCGUGGCAGAUGGGGAUGGCCCUUGUGCGCCGCCCGAGUACGGCAAGUCAUUCCGGGGUCCCGGUGUGCGACAUCAGUACGGUCACGAAAGCCCUGAUGAGUAUGAAUUGGACCUCGAUCAGAGGAACAGAAGUGGGUUCGGCAGCCGUGGUAGAAUCAUCCUCCUGGGAGACGGCACUGAAGUUCUGACAGACUCUGACGACGCAGACAUGUUUGACCAUACCGAGGAGGACAAAGACACCGAGAACCAAAUCAAGAAAACCAACCCCGAUACGUCCGAUGUUGACCCAAUCAGAAGCGAGCGUGAGGGGACUCCAGGACCGCAGGAGCAACAAAAGACGGCGGAUGGCAACGAUACCGCAACCAUCAAGGCGGUUGCUGACGAAGGGGACAGCAAGAAGGAGACUUAG